AUGGCGAUGGCCAUCGCGCUGGACCUGGAGUCGGCAGCUUACGGUGGCGGCAAGCACGUGGCCGGCGUUUCCUAUGAUUUCAAGAAAGCCUUUGACCUCAUUCCUAUUGAGAUCAUGCUUCAGGCGUUCAACGGAAUCAUCCAGGGGGACGCUUUGUCGAUGAUCGCGCUGAACAGCAUCGUCAGCUGCAUCCUGGAGACUUCUGGCACGCACGCGGCGGCCGGGAUCACGGAGCGCUCCUACGCCGACGACAUCUCAGCAGUGACGGCCAUGGAGACGCCAGAGGCAGCAAAGGAGGGGGUCAGACGAUUUCACGGUGUCGUUCGCGCCUUCACUGGGGCGGGGGGCGGCGAGAUCAACCUCAAGAAAUGCUUCACCUUUGGCGAUGACUGUGCUCGCGGUGUUCUGGGGGACGAAGUGCGCCACUUUCGACAGUUUGGAAUCGUGGGCGAUUCUUUUGCAGUGCGCGAGAGCGCAGAUGCUGAGACAGAGCUUGAACUGCAGCGGCUGGCGAAGUGGAAGCUUACUGUUGGCAGAAUCCGGCACGUCCCGAGGUCUUGGCGAGACCGGGCGCGGAUGAUGCAGGCCACGCAAGCGCAGGCUUUCUUCGCGCAAGGCACCCACGCAAUGGUCGCCGAUGUUGCGGAACUACGCGAGGUGCGCACGGCUGUUAUGCAGGCGCUGUGGAAGGUAGACCACUACUCCUUGACCCCACUGGUCACUUUCGCGCUGCUCGCCCCGGUGCAGCUUGACGCGGAGUUCGGUGCCGUCUACGAAGGCCUCAGAGCGGUCAUGCGGGCGAUGCGCGUUCCUGCGCUGGCGACGACGCUCAAGGAGCGAUUUGGCAGCGUGCCGACCGCCCGGCGGGAUGGCCCAACCUUGCGUCUGCGCGUGCUUAGCCGUUCUGGUGUUUUUGGGCCCCUUGUUGGCAGGCUCCUGGACGGUGCCGUGACGGACAAGCAGACGGAGGGCGAGUGGCUGCACGACUUGCGGGAUGCGUGGAGACGCGCCCUCUGGCAGCGCUUGGUGAAGGAGCGGGGGCACCAGGACGGCGGCGCCGAGGACGUUGACCGAGUACGCACAAUGAUCUUGCACGACCGGCUCCAGGAGCAGGCGUCUGCGGAGGAGGAGGCCCAAGAGGAGGAGGCUGCAGAGGCCCGGGCCAAGCUGGGCGUACUCUGGCGGAUACUUGCAGGCGGGCUCCUCACCAACGAGCGCGUGGGGAGGCACAAGAAGGAGGGAUCCUUGGCCUGUGCCUGCGGCGCUCCGGAGGCGACGGUGGAGCACGUUACGUGGGAAUGCAGCCAGUACGAGCCCGCACGACAGCGUCUGCUGGCGGAGCUGCCAAGAAUCACCUUUUUGGCAUUGUGCACGAGAUAUGCGGGGAUCAUCCCUGCCAGCAGCCCGCUGACGCAGCGCCAGUCGGUCCUGCUGCAAACCUUCAUGCUGACAGUGUGGAGGGAUCAGGUGCAGCGCUGGCACCGAGGAGACGACCUCCUGCAGGUGGCAGAGCCCGAGGCACCGGCGCCGGCUGGACAGGAGGGCGCCGCAGCUGCAGCUCAGCAGGGGCACGCCGAGAACGGGCACCACCUCGAACGCCGGGUGGGCGCCGACGGCCUGUGGUGCCGGAAGUGCGGAAAGUUCGUCCAGAGGACGCAGCACGUCCGCCUCAAGAUCACGGGCCGCCGCUGUGAGUUCCCAGAUCUCCCGCCGGAGCGCUGGCUCCAGCGCGAGGGGCAGCGCCAGGCGGAGAGUCGCCUUGACCAGUUGUGGCGGGACACGGAGGAGCGCUACAACAAGGGCGGGCACGUCUUGACGUGGAACAGGCGGACCGGCAAGGUGGCCGGAGCAGCCGAUGAGGGCUGGAUCGAGUGUACCGCCUGCGGGAGCAAGUGGCGCUGGGCUUAUAGAUGCAAUAACUUGCCGCGCACCCAGUGUGCCGCUCUGGGAGCAGGUGUGGCUAAGUUUGUCACCGAAGGGAUCGCGAAGAUCGUGGAGGUGCCGCAGGUAGGAAACGUCGAGGAUAUCCUCCACUCGCCGAAGGCUUUGACUGAAGAGGUCGAGGAGAUCAUGGAGGUGCCGCAGGCAGAGUACGUCGAGAAGAUCGUCCACGUGCCGAUGGGUGUGACCGACGAGGUCGAGGAGAUCAUGGAGGUGCCGCAGGAAGGGCACGUCGAGAAUAUCGCCCAACUGCCGAAGGCUGUGACCGCAGAGGUCGUGAAGAUCGUGGAGGUGCCGCAGGUGGAGGAUGUCGAGAAGAUCGUCCACGUGCCGAAGGCUGAUACCCAUGAGGUCGAAAAGAUCGUGGAGCUGCCGCAUUCAAAGUACGAUGAGAAGAUCGCCGAGGUACCGAAGCGUGUGACCGCAGAGGUCGAGAAGAUCGUGGAGGUGCCGCAAGUAGAGAUCGUCAACGUGCCGAAGGAUGUCACCGAGGUCGAGAAGCUCGUGGAGGUGCGGCAGGUAGCGCACGUCGAGGAGAUCGUCCACGUACCGAAGGCGAUGACCCACGAGGUCGAGAAGAUCGUGAAGGCGCCGCAAAGCGAGUACGUCGAGAAGAUCGUCGAGGUGCCGAAGGGUUUCACCGGAGAGGUCGUGAAGAUCGUGGAGGUGCCGCAGGUAAAGUACGAUGACAGAGUGCCGAAGAAUAUGACCGAAGAAGUCGAGAAGAUCGUAGAGGCGCCGCAGGCAGAGUACGUCCAGAAGGUCGUCCACGUGCCGAUGGCUGCGACCGAAGAGGUCAAGAAGAUCCUGGUGAUGCCGCAGGUUGAGUGCGCCCAUAAGAUCGUCCACGUGCCGAAGGCGGUAACCCAUGGGAUCGAGAGGAGUGUGGAGGCGCCGCAGGUAGAACACGUCGAGAAGAUCGUCGAGGUGCCGAAGGUUGUGACCCAAGUGGUCGAGACGAUCGUGGAGGUGCCGCAAGUAGAGUACGUCGAGAAGGCCGUCCACGUGCCGGAGGUCACGACCUACGAGGUCGAGAAGGUCGUGGAGGCGCCGCAGGUAGAGUACGUCGGGAAGAUCGUCGAGGUACCGAAGCGCGCGACCGAAGGGGUCGAGAAAACCGUGGAGGUGCCGCAGGUAGAGAUCGUCCACGUGCCGAAUGCUGAGGUCAAGAAGAGCGUGGACGUGCUGCAGGUAGCGCACGGCGAGGAGACCGUCCACGUGCCGAAGGCGAUGAUCCACAGUGGCGAGAAGAUCCUGAAGGUGCCGCAGGGCGAGUACGUCGAGAAGAUCGUCGAGGUGCCGAAGGAUGUGGAGAUGCAGAUCCAGGACCAGGUCGACGACGAGGCCGAGGAGGUGCAGGAUGUGAAGAUCGAGGCCGAUGAGGAGGCUGCUCCCUCCGAGGAAGCGCGUCUGAAGGCCGAGGAGGAGGAGGAGGCAGUGAAGCUGCAGGCUCAGGAGGAAGAUCGGCUGAAGGCCGAGGCCGAGGAGGAGACUCGGGAAGCGGAGGAGGCCCGGCUGAAGGCCGAGGAGGUUGAGGAGGAGGAGGAGGAGGAGGAGGCGGCGAAGGUGAAGGCUGCGGAGGAGGCUCGGCUGAAGGCCAAGGCCGAGGAGGAGGCUCGGAAAGCAGAGGAGGCCUGGCUGAAGGCUGAGGAGGAGGAGGCGACGAAGCUGAAGGCCGCAGAGGAGGCUCGGCUGAAGGCCGAGGCCGAGGAGCAGGCCGCUCCCUCCGCUGAGGCCGAGGAGGAGGAGGAGAAGCGCAAGGGCAGCAACCGGCACAUCUACGUGGAGAAUCUGGACAUGAGCAUCGACAACAACAAGGCUCUCUUCGACACGUUCAGCCUCUUCGGCAGCAUCGUCUCUUGCUAUGUCGCCUCCAGCCCGCAGGGGAAGUCGUACGGCUUCGGCUUCGUUUACUACGAAACCGAGAAGGCGGCGCAGCAGGCGGUGGAGCGCGUGAACGGGAUGCAGAUCGGCGAGAAGACGGUCCUCGUGAGCCACCUGGUCAUGCGGCCCUCCGCCACCCAGCCCAGCCAGCCCAGCGCCUGCUCCUCCGACCCGCACGGUAGCCCCCCCGCCCUCGGCACCCAGAUGCGGCCACGAUGGGACGGCAUGGGCAGCGACGACUCCGCUUCGACCGUGUCCGGUGGCCCCUUUCCUGGCUGGCUGACGGAGAACCGGUUUGCCCCUCUGGCAUACGGAGUACAGGGUGGGCCGUGA
Molecule: messenger RNA, 4158 nt
Organism: Prorocentrum cordatum
Lineage: Eukaryota; Dinophyceae; Prorocentrales; Prorocentraceae
Source: the annotation of a GenBank genome assembly